GAGAGGAGAGGAGAGAGCGGCGCUUCCUGCUGGGAUAGAAGGCACUUCCGCUCCCGGGGAGGGGAGGGCGGGACCGGAAGUCGACUUUGUCCUAUCACGCUCCGAGUGGGUCACGUGGUGGGAGGGGCCGCCCGUGUGGUGGAAGGGGCGGCUCUCUCUUCCCCACUUGUUGACCUCGACCCUUGGAGGACUGAGUGGCAGCGAAUGGCGGCGAUCGCUGCGGGGCUGCGGACGUUGCGAACACGACCAGCAUCGUGGCUGUUGACCCGCACCAUGGCUACGGGAGCAGCAGAACCACAGCACCGCAGCUUUGAGACCCUGCGUGUGACACCAGUGCAGAAACACGUGUUGCACGUAGAGCUGAACCGCCCCGAGAAGAGAAACGCCAUGAAUAUCGCCUUCUGGAGGGAGAUGGUGGAGUGCUUCCAGGACAUCAGCCAGGACUCAUCGUGUCAUGCCGUCGUCAUUUCAGGAGCAGGACCCAUCUUCACAGCUGGGAUCGACCUGGUUGACAUGGGCAACGAUUUCAUGAUGGUGGACGGUGAGGACACGGCCAGGAAGGCCUGGCAGCUGCAGCAGAAAAUCCGCGCGUACCAGGAGAGCUUCACCGUGUUGGAGAAGUGUCCCAAACCUGUGAUCGUGGCUGUGCACGGCGCCUGCAUUGGCGGAGGUGUCGACCUCGUGUGUGCCUGUGACAUCCGCUACUGCAGCCAGGACGCCUGGUUCCAGGUGAAGGAGGUGGACAUCGGGCUGGCGGCCGACGUGGGCACCCUGCAGCGUCUCCCCAAGAUCGUGGGCAGCCAAAGCCUUGUCAACGAGUUGGCCUUCACCGCUCGCAAGAUGAUGGCCCCCGAGGCGCAGAGCUGCGGUUUGGUGAGCCGUGUUUUCCCAGAUAAGGCUGCGUUGCUGCAGGGAGCCCUGGAUUUGGCCGCCUCCAUCGCAGCCCGCAGCCCCGUGGCCGUGCAGGGCACCAAGGUGAACUUGUUGUACUCACGGGAUCACCCGGUGCCUGACAGCCUGCGCUUCAUGGUGAGCA
Messenger RNA from Phasianus colchicus (ring-necked pheasant), 1036 nucleotides. The record is from RefSeq and is a predicted model, not a curated record. Lineage: Eukaryota; Metazoa; Chordata; Aves; Galliformes; Phasianidae.